AUGGCGGGAGAAGAGACGACGAUCUCGAACUCGAAGCCUCCGCCGGGCCCGCGACGGACCGCGGACGAGCUCUUAGCCGACGCGGAGGAGAACGCGGGCGGGGACGCGGCGUUGGACCUCACGAACCUGGACGAGAAGGCGGUGCGGAAGCUCGUCCUCGCGUUCGAGCGCAAGUACGCGACGAAUCAAGCGAUGCGUCUCAAGCACGCGGACGACCCGGCGAAAUUUAUAGACUCCGAGGUGGACCUAGACGAGGAGGUCAAGAGGCUGCAGAGGCUCGCGGGGUACCCGGACCUGUACCCGGAGUUCGUGCGCCUGAACGCGGUGCCGUCGAUCCUCGCGCUCCUCGCGCACGACAACCCGGACAUCGCCGCGGACGCGGUGGAGCUCCUUCACGAGCUCGUCGACGCCGACGCCGUGGAGUCCGGGUUCGAGCUCCUGAUCGAGUGCUUGCAUCGGUUCGGGAAAGAGUCGUCGCCGGAGGAAGCCGCCGCGGUGAACGGCGUCUUGGGGUGCGUGGAGAACAUCGUGGAGAUUCGCCCGGAGGCGGCGAGCGAAUUUUGCGACAAGACGCCGCUGCUCAAGUGGCUCCUCCGCCGCGUCGCGCCGAAACGCGCGAUCGAUAACAACAAGCUCGUCGCCGCGGAGGUGCUCACCGUGCUGCUUCAAUCGAACGACGCGAACCGUGCGCGGCUGGGCGAGCUCGGGGGCGUCGAGGCGCUUCUGAAGGCGGUCGCGCCGUACAAGAGCAAAGAUCCGUCGGACGAAGGCGAGGAGGAAAUGGUCGCCAACCUCUUCGACGCGCUCAGCGCGUGCGUCAUGGAGCGUUCGAACCGAGACGCGUUUCUCGAGUGCGAGGGUCUCGAGCUGAUGCUCCUCGUGAUUAAGAGCAAGAGGAGCUCGCGGACCGCGGCGAUCAAGUGCGUGGACUACGCGCUCACGAGGUGCGUCCCCGCGUGCGAGCGGUUCGUCGACGCGUUGGGCUUGAAGACGAUAUUCUCCGUCUUCAUGGGGAAGGGCCACGAGAAGAUGCGGAAGCGAGCCGGCGGCGCGGAGGCGGUCGCGGAGGAGGAAGAGCGCGCGGUCUCGAUCGUGAGCAGCCUCUUCUUGUGCCUGACGCCGAACACGGAGCGGCACGACCGCCUGUGCGCUAAGUUUGUGGAGGACACGCACGCCAAGUGCGACAGAGUCGCGGAGCUGUGGACAAAGUACUCGCGCCGCGUGUACUCGGUGGACGAAGCGCUCUCCACGCGCGGCGACGCGAUCGAGUUGGACGACGACGAGUUAUACAUCGAGCGCCUGGACGGGGGGUUGUACACGUUGGAGCUGUUGGGGAUCAUCUUCGCGAGCGCGUUCGCGACGGGGGACGAGGGCAUCCGACGCCGGCUGCUCUUGCAGAUGGACUUGCAGGACGACGGCGGCGGCGGCGACGGCGGCGGCGGCGGCGACGGGAUCGAACGGCGGUUGAAGUCCGUCAGGGACGUGCUCGAGACGCACGCGGAGAACAUCGGCGACGCGGACGGGGAAGAGGAGCGCGACGCGCGGCGGGGGAAGGUCGUGAAGCUGUUGGUCGCCAUCGGGGGCGGUCGGGAGGGCGACGACGACGACGACGACGCGGCGGCGGCGGCGGCGGCGGCGGCGGCGGCGGCGGCGGCGGAGGUGGAGGGGCGCGACGGCGGCGAGAUUCAACCCGCCGACGACGCGUGA
This is a messenger RNA of Micromonas pusilla CCMP1545, 1707 nucleotides long. RefSeq lists its product as uncharacterized. The record is from RefSeq and is a predicted model, not a curated record. Gene Ontology annotation, cellular component: spliceosomal complex. The transcript has 2 exons. NCBI's taxonomy places the organism in Eukaryota, Viridiplantae, Chlorophyta, Mamiellophyceae, Mamiellales, Mamiellaceae. The coding region runs from base 1 to 1707 and encodes 568 amino acids.